CUGCUCAGCCUCUCAGCAGCCUGAACACAAAGCAGAGAGAAAGAACGAGGACCAUCAAUGAAACAGAAAGAAGCUUGAACAAACAGGUCACUGGUGGAGCUGAGUCUAAGUGAUGGAGCUGAAGGUGUGGGUGGAGGGUGUGGUCAGAGUAGUGUGCGGCCUGUCACUGAACACUUCCUGUCAGGAUGUUGUCAUUGCUCUGGCACAAGCAAUGGGUCAGACAGGUCGCUACAUUCUUAUCUUGAAAAGACGUGAGACAGAGAAACAGCUUGUUGCUGAUGACUGUCCUCUGCAGCAUCUGGCUCAGCUGGGACAGCUGGCUGCAGAGGUCCAGUUCAUACUGCGGUGGAAAGGUCCCAGUCACAGUGAUGGUCAAGACCGACCAACUAGAGAAAGACUUCCUUUGCCUAGACCGGCGCCAGAAAGCCUCAAACACAGGGUGCCACAAAAGUCUCUCACCUUCAAUCUGGGUGCCUCAACAUUUCCAAGGAGGACUAAAUCAAAGAGAGUCAGGUCACCAUCACCCAGAGCUUCACCAGAGCCACGGGCUUCCCCUGUCUCUUUCCUAGACCCUCCCAACUCUGUGAAUGUGAUUCCUUCUUACUCCUUUAAAGAGGAGGUGUUUAGGCAGGUUCUGCAAAAACAGAAGAUACUACAAGAUCUGGAGAUUCAGCUUGAAGCUCUGGAAAGAGAGACAGAAGUGUGGGAGCGGGAGCGGUCAUCUGCUGUGGUUCCUGGUAUGACACUUGACCUUACAGAUUUACUGGAGGAACUGGAGCAGCAACAAAGACUGAACGAGGAAGAGCUGUUGCAUGAACAGCGUUGGGAGGAUGAUUUACAGGAAGAGAUUGGCAGAGAACAAGAUAUGCACAGACGUCUACAUCAGAUACAGUCAUCAGUGGAUGAUCACAGUUAUCAGAUCAAAGAGCUUGAAGUCCAUUCUGUGCAUCUAGAACAGGACAUGCAACUCACAGCCCACAGAGAAAGCCCACAGGUGGGCGCUCCACAACUGGAGGAGACCCUGAGACCUCUGAAGCAAGAACUCCACUACCGCCUACAGCAGACAGAAGAGCUGGAUGCAUCAUUGUCAAGCACGGAGAGAGAGCUACAAACUGUGGAAGAAAGCUUACAGGACAGAUGGAAAUUGAUUGAAGUCCUAAAUAAGGAGCUGCGACAGUGUAAGUUGCAACAGUUCAUCCAGCAGACGGGCGUCGCUCCACCAACAGACCAGACAAACUCUGAAGUUUAUCUCAUCAAUGCUGGAAUUAUGGAGUAACAGAAGUUAAGGAACUGUUUGCUGUGAGUCAUCAGGGUGCUAAAAAUGAUUAUUACAGUAAGGAUUAUUGUAGAAGUCAUUCGCAAAAUCUUAACAGUGAUGUCACAACAACUGCCCUCUCAUUUUUCAUCAAAUAUAUGCAGAAAAUCAUUAGAAGUAAAAUGUACACAGAUAUUAGAAAUGACAGUAAGAAGAGAAGGGAAUUUUCAUGAUUUCAUGAAGGAAAAUGUGCAGGAUAGAAGAAAAAAAGAAAGAAGGGACAUGGAAGUAAAGUAAGAAGUAAUAUAAGUGUGUGUGUGUGUGUGUGUGUGUGUGUGUGUGUGUGUGUGUGUGUGUGUGUGUGUGUGUCUGAUAAGCUAAUUACAGCCUGAGUAAAAAAUGAUAAUGUAUUUUAAUUGAAAUACAACAGAUGCCAUUGAUGAAAAUUAAUGUAUUUUACUU
Molecule: messenger RNA, 1717 nt
Organism: Scomber japonicus (chub mackerel)
Lineage: Eukaryota; Metazoa; Chordata; Actinopteri; Scombriformes; Scombridae
Product: ras association domain-containing protein 7-like
Exons: 5
Coding region: 113-1276 (387 amino acids)
Biological process (GO): signal transduction
Source: RefSeq, a predicted model, not a curated record